Molecule: messenger RNA, 303 nt
Organism: Effrenium voratum
Lineage: Eukaryota; Dinophyceae; Suessiales; Symbiodiniaceae
Source: the annotation of a GenBank genome assembly
AUGGCGGCCUUCCCGGGUCAGAUUGCCUCUCGGACGCAUGAACACUUUUUCCUGAGCGUUGGAGUGGUGGGGCGCAGCGGCAUGACUGGCAGCACCUUCCACGCCUGGGAGUUUCUCUCAGGUCUUCCGCAUCCCCUGGAGCCUCUCAGCCCCAGCUCCUCCCUGCACGCGCUGGUGCUCGCGGGACCGUUCAGCGAGAAGGAGAAGUUGGACUUCUCCGCUUUGGACUCCGCCCUCGCAGAUGCCGCCCUUGUGCGGCCGGAGGUGCGACCAGAGAAGCUGUUCGCUCAAGCCAUGAACUGA